Aspergillus tanneri is the source of this 465-nucleotide messenger RNA. RefSeq lists its product as uncharacterized. The transcript has a single exon. Bases 1 to 465 code for a protein of 154 amino acids. NCBI's taxonomy places the organism in Eukaryota, Fungi, Ascomycota, Eurotiomycetes, Eurotiales, Aspergillaceae. The record is from RefSeq and is a predicted model, not a curated record.
AUGGCCAACAUCGCUGAUAUCCGUGAGAAGAUAUUCGAAAACAAGGACGCGCAACGGAUUGUUAUCAAAUUACAUACAGAAAAGCUGGAUUCUCAAGACUACCGUGCCUCAGCAUACAAAAUUGUCAACGAAAUUUUUCCUAACUGGGAGCGCGACAAUCGAAUUCUUUUCCUCGCUAUUGAAAUAUGGGGGGACCGCACGUAUAUGGCCAUUGACGUCAAUAAUUACGACUACAAGUUUGAAACGGCACACAAAACCAAAACUAUCCUUCCAGUCUAUGUUCUUCGACAACAUAGAAAAAGGGGCUGGGCCAUUAUAAGAUGGCCUCAAGAAGAUAAACCUCUUGCUACAAAACUAGCCGAUCUUCAUAAUGUUAAUGGUUUUGCCGCAACACCUUUUCUUGAAAACUACAAUACACGAAUUGUACACGACCAACCCCGUGAGUUUCCUGUGGGUUCACCUUGA